This is a messenger RNA of Chelonia mydas (Green sea turtle), 3782 nucleotides long. RefSeq names its product F-box protein 47 (gene FBXO47). Lineage: Eukaryota; Metazoa; Chordata; Testudines; Cheloniidae. The transcript has 11 exons. Gene Ontology annotation, molecular function: protein binding. Bases 1118 to 2473 code for a protein of 451 amino acids. The record is from RefSeq and is a predicted model, not a curated record.
CAUACAAUAUAUACUCUUUCAUGAAGUUUGAGAAAUUUCAGCUAAUUCAAUGCAAUUUCUUUUUUGUUUAGGGAAAGUCGGUGCCCUUAUAAAUCCAGACAGCAGGGUCUGAGCUCACCCCACCCUCAGAGGAAUUUUCCUAGGGGUGAAGCAGGGUUUAGAUCUGUUCUGUAUCAACUGGAUAUAGGUUUAUUUGGAGGUAUCACACUUUAAAAAAAUCUAUUAUCAUUGAUGUGUGGCAGGUUUUGGAGCGGGAGUGCACAGAAUGGGGGUCAAAAUGUGACCCAUAGGGUCAUAUCAUCCAGCUCAAGGGUUAACUACAGCCCAUGGUGUUUGUUAAGUGAGGCCCAAGGUACAAAUGCAGCCCAAGGCGUUCUGAAGUGCAGCCCAAUGUUCACACCGAGCCAACGAAGUCAUGAAAUGCAGCCUACAGGCUCGUGGUGACCCACAGUGCAGCCAAAAGGCCAAACGUGACCCAUGGUUUCAUACAGUGCGGCCGAAGGGGCAAACACAACUUGUGUGAUAACAAGCAGAUGUUAGCAUCCCUUCCCUGAAACUGCAGCAUGAAUCAAAGCACAUACACUUUGGGGUAAAGUCAAAAAAGCAAUGCCUUGAGCAGGAAGGCACAAAUAAGAGCAAAUGUUAGGAUUAUCAAGGGCAUUUAUUUUUUAAUUGGUAAUAUUAUGUAUGUUUAUGUUAAUUUAGAUGGCUUUGGGACUGAUUCUCAUUUACAGUAAGGCCUUUUUACACCACUUUAACAGUGAGAAGCUUCCUUAAAGUAGGAGCAAAUCAUACUGCAUUUCAUCCACUUUAAGGCAUUGCCAAUCUGGUGUAACGAGGCCUUAGUGUAAAUGAGAAUCAGGUCUCUUUAAUGGCAAAUUAGGUGCAGCCCAUGGAUUGCUGGCAUCCUGCCUCUUCAGUCCUCUGUGUCACAAAGUUUGGUCACCCCUACUUCAGAAGUUCUCAUGAUUUUAAGUGUGUGCAAAGGGAAAUGGAGAGAGAAUUCCUAUUUAUGUUCUUGGUGAUUCAUUUAUUUAUUUGUGAAAUGCCUAGGGAGGAAAAAAGACAAAGUCCUGAAGCUGCUAUUUGAGGAAAAAUUUAUGGGACUAGUAGAAGGAUGACAUCCACUGUAAGUACCAGCUUCACCUUGAUUCCCAACCAGAAAUACAGGCGCAGUAGCCGUCGCUCCAAACCAUUCUGCAACACUGUGGACACAGAUUCCGAGUCACUAUCAACUCUCGGGAAUUUCAAAGCACUGCCAUUGGAGAUCUUUCAAAUGGUCUUGAAAUAUCUCUCAGUGAAGGAUAUCAGCAUGCUAAGCAUGGUGUCGAAAGCCAUCAGCAACCGCCUUAUUAAUUACAUCUCAACCUCAUCAGGAAACAGAAGGCUUUUACUGCAAGAUUUUCAUAACCUUGAGAUAUCUGGCAUGAGAGAAGGAUCCUCUGUAUUAGAACACUACAGAUCUCUAGGGUUGUUGCUUAAAAGGUGCACACUACUGCUGCCCACAAAAGAGAGGCUAAAGUACAUACACAAAAUACUCUCAGAAGUUUCCUGUUUUAAACUCAGUGGUUGCCCAAGCCCGUUGCAUUGCUUGGGAUUACAAUGCUAUGGAGUGUUUUUACAGACCUUGACAGCAGGCUGGGAUGAGCUAGAAUGCCAUCGUGUUUUUAACUUCCUCUGUGAGCUGAGCAAUCUACCCCGCAAAGUACAGACAGUUGUGAGCAGCAAACCAGGAAGUGCCCGAAAGCUGGAAUUACGAAUAAGGUUAUUCUGUCGCAGUGUCCUGCUAAAUCACUGGAUUCAUCGAAGUGAUUCUGCAUUUUGGCUCACUCGUAUCUUAAAACCAUGGCCAAUGGUUAAUCAAGCCCGGCUGUUGUACAUCAUUUUUGGGCCAGUCUCCUCUCUAAAUGGACAUGUGGUUUGGCAGAAAAUGACAGAAGGACCAACAGAUGAGACCAGUUUAAAGGGUCUAGCUGAUGCUAUUAAACUACUGUAUGACACAGAAGCUAAAGAGUGGACAGCCGAUGAUGUUAUCAGUCUUGUGGAUGAAUUGUCAGUGGUUCCCCGGGAGUGGCUCAUGGAGAAUAAUGCUCGCCUCCUCAUCCUGAGUGGGAACAACAUCUGCUUCACCUUCAUGGCUAGUAAAGCUGUGAAUGGGCGGGCUGUUGAGCUGGCCAAGCUAGUGGUCUUUCUGGCUUUGGUCUGUGAGAAGGACCUGUACUGCAUGGAUUGGGCAGUAAAAAUGAUGCAGAAAGUCUGCAAGGUUUUCAGCACUCCAGGUGAAAGGAAUAACUUCCUGCAGAGUGUGGAGAAUGCAUUUGCUCACAUGAUCAUGGACAUGCUACAGUCAGUAAUGUCUGGAGAUCGUGAUGAGGAAGACAGCAGCUUUUUGAAUUUGUUCCACCUUGUGAAUGCACAAGCUAACUUCCAUAAGGAAAUUCUGUAUCUGACCAUGAGAAGCACAUCUACCUAAGUACUCAGAAUCUCAGGCUUUUAGAUAAUACUACAGUGAUUCAGAUAGGUGGCCUUUUCCACCCUUUAUUUUCUCACAUAUACAAAAUAGUGUCCACCUACCUUUUUAAAUUCACUCUCCAGCAGCUGCUUGCAAAGUUUUAGCAGCUACUGAGCACAUUGUCAAAAAUAGAAAAUAUAAUAACCAGUUAAAUCUGGAGGUAUAACCUUUGCAGAAGCAGCAGGAGGCUGACUGGAGAUGCUAGUGAAAUACAAAGCAGAAGAAUUACUUAAACCUAUGAAGACAUACUGAGGCAUCUUUAAGAAACUACAGCACAGUCUGUGCAAUAAACUUGUCUAAGCCUGUAUGUCAGGAUGUGCUGAGGAGCCUAUCUGUGGCAUUCCAUGGUUUGGCUGUUAUGGGCAGGAAUACACACUGCUUUCUUCUCCCACUGUGUAUAUUUGGAUACAAAAUAAAAAUGACACGGUGUUAAUAUUUGAUGUAUAUCGACAAAUUAAAGAAUGUUAUCUUAGUUCAGAACAGAAAAUAUUUUGCUCUUUUAAAUUUGUUUUUCUCUUUGGAAUCCAUUAAGACAAAACCAAUAUAAUGACAAAGGCAUGGCCAGGUUUCUCCAGUUCAGCUUACACAUGGGUAUCUAUAAUUCACUCUCACAUUCUUAGCUUCAGAACUAGAUAUCUUGCAUGGAUUGUGCAUUAAGUUUCAGCACAGAAGGAGACGGUCUCUGGAAAGAGUCCUAGUUUUUCAAGGAAGGCAAAAAUUAGUUUUUUACAGCACAUGCCUUUCAGCCAUAAAGCAGAAGUAACUUCAGAAUGUACCUUUGUGCUAAAUAUAAUAGCUGGACAGUUUAAAAAAAAAUUACAUGUCUCUGGAACUCUGCAAAGUUGAAGGACAUUUAAUGCAUGUAGACAUUCUAAGAUCACUGUUUUUUAUUAAAAUACACAGAUAUGUAUCCUAUUUACAAAAAGUUUUUAUAUUUAUGGUACAUAGCUUUAAAAAUUGAAAAUAUUUAAUAUGUGCUAAACAGUAUAUUUCAUUUUGGGUUAUUUACAUGAUGGUUAUUUUCCUCAUAUUAUUAAAAUGCCUUUUUCCCCCAUCUGAAAUAUUUCCAAAUUAUUUAAAUAUGUGCCAAAUUUUGCCAUUUGAGACAGCUGUUCAUCUCCAAGAGGCAGAUCCUCAGCUGGCAUAAAUUGUGGGAGCUGACAAUUAACACCAGCUGAAAAUCUGCACCCAAUUGAUUUCAAUGGAAAUGAGCUGAUAACUCCUGAUGCUUUCUGUUUAAAAAGAUCCUUUUUUUUUUUUUUUGAAACAU